AUGUUGAUAAAAAAGAACGAGGAAGAACAACCUAAUUCAUCAAACAAUCAGGAGGAGGAGACACUUAAUAAGGAGGAGGAGGAGGAGGAGGAGGAGGAGACACUUAAUAAGGAGGAGGAGGAGGAGGAGGAGGAGGAGGAGACACUUAAUUAUCACGAGGAGGAGGAGGAGGAGGAGACACUUAAUUAUCACGAGGAGGAGGAGGAGGAGGAGACACUUAAUUAUCAGGAGGAGGAGGAGGAGGAGGAGACACUUAAUUAUCACGAGGAGGAGGAGACACUUAAUAAUAAGGAGGAGGAGACACUUAAUAAUCAGGAGGAGGAGACACUUAAUAAUCAGGAGGAGGAGGAGGAGACACUUAAUAAUCAGGAGGAGGAGGAGACACUUAAUAAUAAGGAGGAGGAGACACUUAAUCAGGAGGAGAAACUUAAUAAGGAGGAGACAGUUAAUAAAAGGUGA
Molecule: messenger RNA, 459 nt
Organism: Eimeria maxima
Lineage: Eukaryota; Apicomplexa; Conoidasida; Eucoccidiorida; Eimeriidae
Exons: 1
Coding region: 1-459 (152 amino acids)
Source: RefSeq, a predicted model, not a curated record